GUAAAAGCUCGUUUCUGGUCCUAAGCCCGCGACGCCGCAUCGUCUCUUUUGGCUAUGACGGGUGCUGCUUCCUCUUCACUAUUAACCAACUCCGCUCGACUUCUCGGGUCCCUCCGAAGCUUCCCGAACCCUCUCGCUUCUUUCCAGAGCCCUCGCCCCCUCAAAACCCUAGCCACCGCAGGGUCGAUCCUCUCCUCCAGAACCAAGGAGACCCCCCGCAGCUCCUCGCCGCCGAGCUCCGCCGCCGCCGCGGGGGCGCCUAGGUUUAGGGUUUUGAGCUCCAUGGGUGACGCAGUGGAGAGUUUCCAGCUCUCGCCCUCGAGCGUGCUUAAGAUCCAGAAGGGGGACAUCACCGUGUGGUCCGUCGACGGAUCGACCGACGCGAUCGUAAAUGCUGCUAAUGAGCGGAUGCUAGGAGGCGGAGGUGUUGAUGGAGCUAUCCAUAGAGCUGCCGGGCCUGAACUUUUAGCAGCGUGUGAGGAAGUCCCAGAGGUCAAACCUGGAGUUCGCUGUCCUACUGGAGAAUCCAGGAUUACUCCAGCUUUUCGGCUUCCUGUGUCACAUGUAAUACACACUGUCGGACCUAUUUAUUACAGCAAUAAACAGCCUGAGGUUUCCUUGAGUAAUGCAUACAGAAACAGUUUGAGGCUUGCUAAGGGGAACAACAUUCGAUACAUUGCUUUCCCGGCAAUAUCAUGUGGCGUUUACGGCUAUCCUUUGAAAGAAGCAUCCAAAGUAGCUAUAUCCACUGUGAAGGAGUUCUCUGAUGACUUCAAAGAGGUGCAUUUUGUGUUAUUCUCGGAUGAGAUUUAUAAUGUUUGGGCCGAGACUGCUCGUGAGCUACUUUGAAGGCUUCGACCAAAAUUGCUUCUCCACGGUCGAAAAUUCUAUGCGUCUCAAGACUAUUGCACUAGUAUUGACCAUAUUGCAGUAGCUAUUGUUUAAAAAGUAAAUAAGAUGGUAUCUGAGAGUUCUAUUUGUCUCAGGACUAUUGCAUUUGUGUUGAUCAUAUAUUGCAGUAGCUCUUGUUUAAGUAAAUAAGACGGUAUUUGAGAGCUGAGGCCAUAUGUUUGUAAUACGAGACUAUGCAGCUCUUCGAGUAUAUGUUUUAUCACUGACCAUCCAAAUGAAACGAUGGAGAGAAUGUAGUUUCUAUGGUAUAAUGUUGAAUCAGGCGUAUUCUUGUUCAAAUCAUCAA
Ananas comosus (pineapple) is the source of this 1198-nucleotide messenger RNA. Its product is annotated as macro domain-containing protein VPA0103. The coding region runs from base 55 to 849 and encodes 264 amino acids. The transcript is spliced from 7 exons. NCBI's taxonomy places the organism in Eukaryota, Viridiplantae, Streptophyta, Magnoliopsida, Poales, Bromeliaceae. The record is from RefSeq and is a predicted model, not a curated record.